AUGUCCAGUAACAAGUCAAAGGUUUGGAACAAACUGUCUGCUGAAGAGAAAGUCAGAUCUGCUAGUAAUUUGUUACACACAGUGGAUAAAGCUACAAUGACUCUUGUGGACGCCAUCGAUAAACCAGAUGUUAUCAAACGCUCUGAUGAAAACGUCGAAGCUGAACUUCGUGUUUUGAAUGUUAGUAAAAUUGCGGAACCAGAAGUAACUUAUAAACCAAGUUCAGGUGGAUCCUUUUCACUUCCCAGUGAAAACCUUAGACGCAUCAGCAAAGGCAAACUUGCUAAAGUCGUAUUUGUGACGUACCACAGUAUUGGCGAGCUGAUGCCAACAACGUCGACGCGGACGACGAAAGGAGAGAAAGAAGUUGUUAUUCAAAGUCAAAUUAUUAGUGCCACAAUUGCUGACUAUCAUGGUGAAGUCCUGCCCAAGCCAGUCAUUUUCUCCAUGAAACACACGAAGCCUCUGCCUCCCGGUGUUCAACCAUUAUGUUCAUUUUGGAAUAUGAGUGCCGACCCCUGGGUGUUUUCAUUCUUAGGCACAAUAAAGGAUGCUGAGUUGAUACUUCCAUCUCGUGUCGUUAGUUUAUCGCUUUCCCACCAAAACGCCCUAAGGAUCAUCACUUAUGUCGGAUGCGCCAUUUCACUUGUUUGUCUUUUCCUAAGCUGGAUUACAUUCAUGUUGGUCCCAUCGAUCCGUGGGGAGAGAAAUUCCAUUCACAAAAACCUUGUUUUUUGUUUGUUCGCGGCUGAACUUCUCUUUAUGGUCGGCAUUCACAGAACCGAUAAUAAGCUUCUAUGUUCGAUAUUUGCUGGCGUCCUGCAUUAUUUAUUCCUUGCCGCCUUCUCUUGGAUGUUGAUGGAAGCCGCCAAAAUUCUUAUCAUGAUUAUACAAGUCUUCAACUCCUCAAAAUCUAAAAUGAUUUACUUCUACAUCUUCGGAUACGGUUUCCCAGCGGUCAUUGUCGGAAUUUCUGCAGCUGUCAAUCUUGAAGGAUAUGGAACUGACAAACAUUGCUGGCUCUCAACUGAAAACUACUUCGUGUGGGCGUUCAACGGACCCGUCGCCUUUAUUUUGUUGGUUAAUGCAGUGGUGUUGACUUAUGCCCUUGUUACAAUCUACAAACACUCUGGCUAUGUGAUUCCAGAUGAUAUGGUGGGAACCGUCGCGGCCUGGGCUAAAGGCGCGCUCUCCCUGGAGGUCAUUCUUGGGGUUACUUGGCUUUUUGGUUUUUUCUUUGUCAGUCACUCCACUCUGAUUAUGGCUUACAUUUUUGCCAUCCUCAACACACUGCAAGGAUUCUUCAUCUACUGUUUUCAUUGUCUUGGUAACAAACAAGUCUGGAAAGAGUACAAGAAGCUGUUAGGCCUUAAAGAGAAAAGCGGCACGGCGUCCAGCACGAAAACCGCUUCUAUUAGUCGGAAACCAACGGACGCCGCUACCUACGAAAUGGCUGCUCCGAAUCACAAAAACUGA
Acanthosepion pharaonis is the source of this 1476-nucleotide messenger RNA. Lineage: Eukaryota; Metazoa; Mollusca; Cephalopoda; Sepiida; Sepiidae. The record is from the annotation of a GenBank genome assembly.